Lepus europaeus (European hare) is the source of this 1419-nucleotide messenger RNA. RefSeq names its product neuraminidase 4 (gene NEU4). Gene Ontology annotation, cellular component: lysosome; cytoplasm; membrane. The record is from RefSeq and is a predicted model, not a curated record. Gene Ontology annotation, molecular function: exo-alpha-sialidase activity. NCBI's taxonomy places the organism in Eukaryota, Metazoa, Chordata, Mammalia, Lagomorpha, Leporidae. The transcript has 3 exons. Gene Ontology annotation, biological process: ganglioside catabolic process; oligosaccharide catabolic process. The coding region runs from base 1 to 1419 and encodes 472 amino acids.
AUGGGGCCCCCUCGUGUCCCCACCCGGACCGUGCUGUUCCAGCGGGAGCGGACCGGCCUGACGUACCGCGUGCCUGCACUACUCCCCGUGCCCCCUGGGCCCACCCUGCUGGCCUUCGCGGAGCAGCGGCUCAGCCCGGACGACUCCCAUGCCCACCGCCUGGUGCUGAGGAGGGGCACGCUGGCCAGGGGCUCUGUGCGGUGGGGUGCCCUGUGUGUGCUGGAUGCUGCAGCCCUGCAAGGCCACCGCUCCAUGAACCCCUGCCCCGUGCACGACACCAGCACCGGCACCAUCUUCCUCUUCUUCAUUGCCGUGCUGGGCCACACGUCCGAGGCCGUUCAGAUCAGCACAGGCAGGAACGCCGCGCGCCUCUGCUGCGUGACCAGCCGCGACGCCGGUCUCACCUGGAGCAGCGCCUGGGACCUCACCGAGGAGGCCAUUGGCGACGCUGUGCAGGACUGGGCCACCUUCGCAGUGGGCCCAGGCCACGGUGUCCAGCUGCACUCAGGCCGCCUGCUGGUGCCUGCCUACACCUACCGCGUGGACCGUCGCGAGUGCUUUGGGAAGAUCUGCCGGACCAGCCCCCACUCCUUCGCCUUCUACAGUGAUGACCACGGCCGCACCUGGCGCCACGGGGGCCUCGUGCCCAACCUGCGCUCGGGCGAAUGCCAGCUGGCUGCGCUGGGGGACGGCCUCCUCUACUGCAAUGCCCGGAGCCCCCUGGGCAGCCGUGUGCAGGCCCUGAGCACCGACGGGGGCAGCUCCUUCCUGGCUGGGGAGCUGGUGCCUGCCCUUGCCGAGACGGCCCGGGGCUGCCAGGGCAGCAUCGUGGGCUUCCCAGCCCCACCCCCCAGCAGACCCCAGGGUGACGGAGCGUCCGCAGGCACCAGGAGCCUCCCUCACUGUCUGCACCUCUGUCCUGGAUUCCAGGAAGCCCCAGAGGACAGUGCUGGAGGCCCCUGUGAACCCCGGGUGCCCUGUGGGCCCUCCUGCCCCCCGCAGGCCCGGAGUGCUGGGCUGGGACAGCCUGGCCCAGGGGUGGGCCCUGGAGGGCUCCCUGCAGCCUCUGCGGUGUCCCCUCAGAGGCCCGCCUGGCUGCUGUACUCACACCCCACGGGGCGCAGGGCUCGGCUCCACAUGGGGGUCCGCCUGAGCCGCACCCCCCUGGACCCCCACAGCUGGACGGUGCCCUGGGUGAUCCACGAGGGCCCUAGCGGCUACUCGGACCUGGCGUCCCUCGGGCCUGUCCUUGCGGGAGCCCCGGCCUUCGCCUGCCUCUUCGAGAGUGGGGCCAGGGCCUCUUACGAGGAGCUCUCCUUCUGCUUGUUCUCUCUGGACGAAGUCCUGGAGAACAUUCCCCCCGGCCGCCAGCCGCCCAGCUGCACGGACAAGCCUUCCGGGACCUGCCAGUCCUCCUGA